AUGGAAACGGUCUUUCCGCCCGAAAUAUUCGACUUCAUCAUUGAUUACCUAUGGGAAGACCUGUGGGCUCUCAGAGCAUGCAGUCUGACCUGCCGGGCUUGGCUGCCCACUACGCGUUUACACAUGUUCAACUCGGUUUAUCUGAGUGGCGCGCGUCGGUAUCUGCCAUUUGCAGACCUUCUGACCGCCUCUGCGACGUCCCCCAUUGGAUUGGCACACUACGUCCGCGAGCUGACCCUAAACGACGCCAUUUCUGAAGAAGCUUUCAUCGCGUGUCUACCAUCCCUGGCGCUCCUGUAUAACGUCGACAUUCUCAUAGUGGACAAAAUGCCGUGGGAGUUCCUUGAGCGACAGCUCACGGCCGCGGUCUUCCCCAUGCUGAAGAUGCUCAAACUGCGAUGCACGUCAGUGGAGAAUAUCAACAGCUUGUAUCGAUUCCUGUUCAAUCAUUCUAAAUGCAAGAUAGUCCGCAUCUUCGUCGCCUCAUACUUCCCCUGGUCUGAGGUGCAGCAGCUGUCCCUACCAGAGAUCCAAACGGGAGAGCUCUCACUGGAAGAACUGGUUCUGAAGACACCCUCACCUCUAGAAUCACAUGCCGCCCUAGUCUCUUUCAUGUUGAGAGCGCAAGUACACCUGCAGGUACGGAAGUUCCAAUGGGCUAGUGCAGGAAAGGGGGUAGAAAGGGACGGUCUGAGAGAUCUGCUCCAGAGAAUCGGAGAGUCACUUGAAUACCUGAGUCUGAUGAUAUAUCCAUCGGUAUGUGAUCGCAGCGGUAAACAGGAAGACACAUCGAUCACCAACCUCUCUCUAGCACACAAUUCACACCUGCGAUCCCUUGAGAUUGUUUGCCCAGGAAACAGGACCCAAUCCAGAUGUUCUUGGGUAUCAAACGUGCUCGACCUGAUAACUCCCAUACACGCUCGUCUCCAGCAGAUCACCUUCAUUAGUCGUGGAUCAUUCGAGAUCUACGUAGCGUCAUUAGAUUGGCACCACAUUGACGCAUCGCUCGCUCGGUUGCUCCACAUGCUCUCCCAGCUGCAUGUUGCUUUCGACCUCCGUAAAGUUCCAGGACAUUGGACUCAGGCAGAAGUCUCCGAGGAGAUCUCUGCCAAGCUGCCGGAGGCCCGAGCACGAGACGUCUCCCUAUCUUUUGUUGUAACGUUGCUACACCGGUGA
Sparassis crispa is the source of this 1176-nucleotide messenger RNA. RefSeq lists its product as hypothetical. Lineage: Eukaryota; Fungi; Basidiomycota; Agaricomycetes; Polyporales; Sparassidaceae. The record is from RefSeq and is a predicted model, not a curated record. The transcript has 2 exons. The coding region runs from base 1 to 1176 and encodes 391 amino acids.